Cylas formicarius (sweet potato weevil) is the source of this 2660-nucleotide messenger RNA. RefSeq lists its product as uncharacterized. NCBI's taxonomy places the organism in Eukaryota, Metazoa, Arthropoda, Insecta, Coleoptera, Brentidae. The transcript has 12 exons. Bases 122 to 2047 code for a protein of 641 amino acids. The record is from RefSeq and is a predicted model, not a curated record. Gene Ontology annotation, molecular function: protein binding.
ACUGUGGCCCUACUUUAUUCCUAACAAGUUUUUAAAUUUAAAAUUGUAACCUAAAAAGUGAACAAUUUUCUGAUUCUGUUGAUGUACCAUUUUCAAGGUGGUUUAAAUAGUGAGGUAUAAUAUGGGUCCGAGCAAAAAUAAGAAAAUUAAAAAACUAAACUACGAUACAAAACAGUUACCAAACGAAAGUGAUAUCCAUCCCAAACAGACAAAAAAUGAAAGAAAGGUCCAACCGGCGAAACAUUUGGGAGAAGUUAUGUUACUAAAUUUUAAAUCGGUAUCUAAAGUGUUAGGAGGUAAAAAAUUUUAUGAGAAUGAAUUUGAUGCAUUCAAUAAAUACUAUACGGCAGUUAGUUCUGGCAGCACACUCUGCUCUAAUGUUACAGUGGUUGAUGAUCUUGAUUUUGUCGCUCCUUGUGAGUUAUACAAAAUGGUUAAAACAAGCAAUUUGCAGCAUAAGUCUCAGAAUCUCAAAGCUAAACCACUGAAAAAGGUUAACACGAAAAUUUUAUAUGCAAGUAAUAGUGUCAAGUUAAGAGAUAAUCCAGAGAAAGGUAGACAUUUAGUUGCAUCUGUUCCUAUACAACGAUAUGAGACUAUUAUUAAUGAGCCAGCUACAGUGCUCCAAGUUAAUCCUAGCUGCAGUUGUGUGAGAAAUCAACAUUUGCAAUACAGAUGUCAUUAUUGCGCCAAUUUGUGUUCAGAUUGUUUCAUAUGUAGUGAUUGUAAAAUAACUCUGUUCUGUUCAGAAGACUGCAAAAGCAAAGCAUACUAUGAAUUCCACCAAUAUGAAUGUGAUGGAUUUCAGAGACAUUAUUGGCCCAUGAAGGAAACAGACUAUAGCUAUAUGGCUUUUAGAAUGAUGUUGUAUGGAAUUCAUGUAAAUUUUGAUACAGACAUUUCUAACUCUAGAUGUUAUGGAAAUAGAGACAAUAACUAUGCUUUCAUUUACCAGUUAAAGUCGAACUUCAAUUCAUUACCUGUCGAAAAAGUUUAUGAAAUUUUGGAAUUAUCCUCCCGAACACUGCUCUAUUUAAUUUAUCGGACCCGCCUAUUUAGUAGGAUUGAGGCAGAAAGUCACAAGACAUAUCACAAAUACAUUGGUGGACUGUUAGUGAAACAUUAUUGCCAAGCGCAGCUUAAUACCAUACUACUGAGAUUUCCUAAUGUAAAUGUUGGUUUUUGUUUCAAUGUGGUUGGCGCCACUGGAAAAGCCAUAUGCCCUACAGUGGCAUUACUAAAUCACUCUUGUUCACCAAACGCGGCAGUAAUUCCUUAUGGUAAUAGAAUUAUAAUUAAAGCCAUGAGACCAAUUACAACAGGCGAAGAAAUAACAAUUUGUUAUCAAGAAUUAAGUGCUUUUUCUAAGCUUCAACAUCGAGACAUGGUUACAAGAGAAUUAUUUGGAUUUACCUGCCAUUGUUCGUUGUGCAUUCAUGAAAGAGCUUGGAUCAACAACCCAUAUCUCUGCGAAGUCUGCAAAGCUGCGACUGCCAGAAAAGAAAUAUUAGAGUCGAAAAUUUUGGGUUACUGCACCAAGUGCGAUUCUUAUUUUGAAUUUCCUUUCAACGUAGAGGGGCAGGCAAACAUUUCGAAGCGUAUAUUUAGAAAAAGAUAUAAAGAAGAGCAACUCCACUACAUAUUAGAGUGCUAUAAAUUUCUCUAUCCAAGCGACUCAUUCAUGUUUUUGGAUAUUUGGAAAUUGCUGUUUGAAAAAUAUACACGUUGGCAUGAAAAUCCAAUAAUGGUCAUAAAAUACGGUUUUUUGAUGUUCAAUCUUAUGGAGAAAUACAUACCCAGACUCUACAAACCAUUUAUGGAGGUAAAGCUUAAUUUUAUCACCGAAGUUAUUAACAGGCCGGACUUUAUUGCGAUAAAGAAAGUAAGCGGACCUGAAUUCGACUAUUUAAAUUUAUUCACUAAGGAGGUGCUCAAUUUAAAAAGGGAUGUGGACUUUUACGUGCCAAGCUACUUUGCGGACAGCUACUUGUCGAAUUUUAUCAUUAGAUUGACCUCUCUACAAGAGAAUCUUCGAAUAGACGAAUAGAAUAUGUUGUAAGACUGUUUCUUGUUUUUUUUUUAAUUUUUUGAAUUUCACCUGCGUGGACAUAUGUAAGUAUUAAACAAUGUGAUAAAGAAAACCAAAAGCAGUCGUGCCUUUUGGAAUCAGUAUUACUAUAAUGUAGAAAGAUUUUCUAUUUUUUUUUAAUGUUAUUGUCUUAGUGUACUUGUUAUUCGCGUUAUACCUAGCAGUGUUACACUAGAAAUUGAUAAGUAUGAAAUACUUGUCCUCAAAGUAGGUAAAUGCCAUUUAAAGAUGCCAUAGAGUUCCUAGACUAACUAAAUUGUAUGUUUUGUUUCCUUUUUAGAAUAGCUUUUCUGUUAAUUUAAUUAUGUUGGAACCAAAGAAUGUUAAGUUAAGUUACCAUUUUAUUUGUACGAAAAGUAUUCUGUGUUUGUUUUGUAAUUUCGUUCGUUUCGUUUGUUUUGUUAUUUCGUUCUGUAUUGUUUAUAUUUUCUUUCGUUUUUAUUUUCAUGCUCCAAAUACUGCGCUCAUUUAGUUGUGAAUUUAAAAAUAAUUUUGAUCGUUAGGCCACGUUUCGACUUCUAAGUUAAUCUACUUAAUACCAAGUUUUAAGUUAUUUAUUUUCCUUAUAUAA